Messenger RNA from Strongylocentrotus purpuratus (purple sea urchin), 4451 nucleotides. RefSeq lists its product as uncharacterized. Gene Ontology annotation, cellular component: nucleoplasm; chromatin. The record is from RefSeq and is a predicted model, not a curated record. The coding region runs from base 1 to 3810 and encodes 1269 amino acids. The transcript is spliced from 2 exons. Gene Ontology annotation, biological process: positive regulation of DNA-templated transcription. Lineage: Eukaryota; Metazoa; Echinodermata; Echinoidea; Camarodonta; Strongylocentrotidae. Gene Ontology annotation, molecular function: ubiquitin-protein transferase activity; protein binding; zinc ion binding.
AUGACCCGAACGCACACCGUCGCUAACAUAUCUGACUUGAUCAACGGGAAAGUAACCAUCAAGAGCAAAGACGACUCAAUGCUUUGUCCAAAACACGACGAAAAACUGAAGUUUUUCUGCGUGACUUGUCUUGAACCUGUUUGUCAUGACUGUACCCUGAUUGAUCAUAACCGAGAGCAGGGCCACCAGCUCCAAUUCCUGAAGGACUUUGUCCCUACAAUCCGUGAAGAGCUAAGCUCACGUAAAGAAGAAGUUUCCAAGAAAUCCGAAGAGUUCUCAGAGUUUCUUAACUUGGCUGACGAACUCGAAACACAUACUAUGGACAAAACUAAGACAACAAGCAAGAGCAUACAGAAUGCUAUCGUCGAAUACAUUAGCAGGGUAGAAGAGGAGCGUUUACCAAUGGAGAAAGUGGCCUGUGAUUAUCUUGGUGAAAAAAUUGAGCAGCUGAACCAACUGAGGAAGAAAACGCAGCAUAUUAAAUCACUAGCGGAGAAGAGCUUGUUGUUGACAAACCAAAUCAUGGAGAAUGAGCAGGAUCUUGUCGGCUUGGCCUCUAUGUACAAAAGUCUCAGAGAGGCCAUGGACAGAGCCAUUGCUGAAAAACCUGAUGAGCAGAAGCUGAAAAAUAUAAGGAAAUCGAUUGAUCACUUGCACUAUCAUGUGACACCUCUCGAUGCGAAAGUUGGAAAAGUAGCGGUAGGAUGUAGCUGCACAGAGCGCAGUACUUCGAGCGUUGCUUGCAAGAAUGGUCCUAAAGAUGUACAGUUUACACGUGACGGAAGAAUAUCAGCCAUUGUCCAAGCCGCAUGCAUCGGAGGAACCUCAGAGACAGUUUAUGUAAUGACCGGUAAUGAAACAGUCUACACACUUCAAGGAUCAGGCUUCUACAACACCUACACCAAUCUGCAGCACCAAUACAUGGCCGUUAAUCGAGGAGUUUAUCAAUCCAAAGAGGUGAAAAAUCUUGAAAUGUUUGCUGCAAUCAAGCAGACAACCACGAGCUUCCCAAACUGUACCUCGUUCAGUUGGACCCGCUGGCUUCCAACCUUGCAGUAUGACAGCAUCAGGUGCUUUACCUCUCUAUCAGAUCAUCGCUUCGUCAUCGCAACCACUGAUGCUAAGUUGUACAUCCUUGGGGAUACUCUAGGAGAAUUUUCUCACGGUUUACCUGAUACACGAAGUAUAUCAGGUUUGGCAACAGAUAACGAAGAUAACAUCUACAUUACUGAUCGUGACAACCACAAGAUCUACAUCCUACGGUCCGAUGGCAACCUGAAGGAUACACUGAACGUUGGGGAUAUCUCACCGACUUGCGUCGCUGUCCCUCACAUGGGACCAGAGAUCAUCGCGGUCACGCACGAACCAGCCACGGUAUCAAUUCUAGACCUCAACGGGAAUACGCUAUGCUCCAUCCACAACGAGGAAUGGAAGAAGGUGGCCAUCGGAUGUGAUGCUGAUCGGCUGCUCUACAUCCUCUGGUCCGACCAGAAUAACGAGAAGACGCUGCAGAGGUAUACCUUCCAGGGGGUGCAGGUGGAUACUCUGUUUGAGAAGGAAUCGCACAGCUACAACGAUCUUGUUUUAGCAGUGUCACCAACAGGAGCUUGUGCAGCUGCUGUUGUGACCACGACCGGUGCUGAUGGGAAAGUAGUGACUAUGGCGCCAGGAGAAAAGCCAUCGCCAGGAAUAUUGAUCGCCAUGGCUUCCUCAAACAUUAAUUUGCUAGAUUCUGUUGUUUCUGAGGAGGUUGAAUGCGCCAUAUGCCUCAAUAAAUUGGAUACACCACGUAUAUUGACAUGUCUGCAUAGCUUCUGUGAGAAGUGCUUGGAAAAGUGUGUCCAGAACCGAAAAGAUGACUCGUCCCAGUCAGGUAACAGCACAUUGAAGUGCGCACUCUGCAAUGAAUAUACUGUUCUACCUGAUACUGGUGUCCGUGGACUGAGACUCGACUUCAGAGCUACGCGUUUGGUGGAAGCUCUUCGGGAAAAGGAGACCCGGGAACUCAAACUCGCCAGUCCAGCCCAUCGCUGUGAGGCUUGCGGAUGUACUGAUUCUGGAGAAACUGCCUCGACAGAAAAGUCACCUUUCACCUACUGCAGAGAAUGCUGCCAGGUCCUCUGCCAGCGCUGCUCUAAGGCUCAUGCCGGUUUACGAAUGACCCGAACGCACACCGUCGCUAACAUAUCUGACUUGAUCAACGGGAAAGUAACCAUCCAGAGCAAAGACGACUCAAUGCUAUGUCCAAAACACGACGAAAAACUGAAGUUUUUCUGCGUGACUUGUCUUGAACCUGUUUGUCAUGACUGUACCCUGAUUGAUCAUAACCGAGAGCAGGGCCACCAGCUCCAAUUCCUGAAGGACUUUGUCCCUACCAUCCGCGAAGAGCUAAGCUCACGUAAAGAAGAAGUUUCCAAGAAAUCCGAAGAGUUCUCAGAGUUUCUUAACUUGGCUGACGAACUCGAAACCCAUAUCAUGGACAAAACAAAGACAACAAGCAAGAGCAUACAGAAUGCUAUCGUCGAAUACAGUAGCAGGGUAGAAGAGGCGCGUUUGCAAAUGGAAAAAGUGGCCUGUGAUUAUCUUGGUGAAAAAAUUGAGCAGCUGAAUCAACUGAGGAAGAAAACGCAGCACAUCAAAUCACUGGCGGAGAAGAGCUUGUUAUUGACAAACCAAAUCAUGGAGAAUGAGCAGGAUCUUGUCGGCUUGGCCUCUAUGUACAAAAGUCUUAGAGAGGCCAUGGACAGAGCAAUUGCUGAAAAACCUGAUGAGCAGGAGCUGGAAAAUAUAAGAGAAUAUAUUGAUCACUUGCACUAUCACGUGACACCUCUCGACGCAAAAGUUGGAAAAGUUGCAGUAGGGUGUAGCUGCACAGAGCGCAGUACUUUGAGUAUAACUUGCAAGAAUGGACCCAAAGAUGUACAGUUUACACGCGACGGAAGAAUAUCAGCCAUUGUCCAAGUCGUAUGCAUCGGAGAAGGACAAGGCACAGUUUAUGUAAAGCACGGUACUGAAACGCUCUACACAUGUUUUUCUCGAUCCAGGGAUGACUAUCGGUACAAGGCGGUGAAAAAUCUUGAAGUGUUUGCUGCAAUCAAGCAGACCUCUACGAGCUUCCCGAACUGUACCUCGUUUAGUUGGACCCGCUGGCUUCCAACCUUGCAGUAUGACAGCAUCAGGUGCUUUACUUCUCUAUCAGAUCAUCGCUUCGUAAUCGCAACCACUGAUGCUAAGCUGUAUAUCCUUGGGGAUACUCUAGCAGAGUUGUCUCACGGUUUACCCGGUAAACAAAGUAUCUCCGGUUUGGCAACAGACAACGAGGACAACAUCUACAUCACUGAUAGAGACAACCACAAGAUAUACAUCCUACGAUCCGAUGGCAACCUGACGGAUACACUGAAAGUCGAGGAUAUCUCACCGAUUUGCGUCGCUGUCCCUCACAUGGUACCAGAUGUCAUUGCGGUCACGCACGAACCAGCCACGGUAUCCAUCCUAGACCUCAACGGGAAUACUCUAUGCUCCAUCCACAACGAGGAAUGGAAGAAGGUGGCCAUCGGAUGUGAUGCUGAUCGGUUGCUCUACAUCCUCUGGUCCGACCAGAAUAACGAGAAGACGCUGCAGAGGUAUACCUUCCAGGGGGUGCAGGUGGAUACUCUGUUUGAGAAGGAAUCGCACAGCUACAACGAUCUUGUGUUAGCAGUGUCACCAACAGGAGCAUCUGCAGCUGCUAUUGUGACCACGACCGGUGCUGAUGGGCAAGUAGUGACUGUGGCGCCAGGAGAAAAGCCAUCGCCUAAAACGCUUUUAUAGGUGAACGUUAAAGUACACUUGAUUUUCAAAGCGCCAAGUGUCAAACUCUUCAUGCUUUACUAAAUCAAUGUAAUAGAACGAAAUGAAAGGGGAAAAAAAAUAAUUUUGACAUGAUAUUAGUUUAUUAACUUUAUAAUAUAGAGUAUACUUAUGUUACCAUUACAGAAGGAAGAAGUUGACAUGAGGUGCUUCAUAAAUCAGUGGACUAAAAUCUACAGACUGUAACCUGGACUAAAGCUGGUACGCUUUUAUGAUCUUCGGCCAUGAGAGAGUUUACGUUUAAGAUUUUUUAUAAAUAAUAUAAUAACGUAACUUUUAGCCAAGCUGCCACGAUAAGACCCUCAAUCAUCAUUUUUUAAGCAUUCAAGGAAUUUCUUGAUACCAUCGUUCCUACUUUAUCACUUCACCUGGGUAAAGGUCGGUCAAUGUAGAUUAAUGUCUUGCAAAUGGUAGUUAUUUAAUAUGCCUUGUAAUGUGGACUUUAGGUGGGACAAGUUGAUCCGUAAAAUGUGGUGACAUAAUGCCACGACACCACAUAUUGUGUAAGUUCCUUUAUUGCAAAGCUAUAUAAAUGUUUAACCGUCAUGUCAAAUUGCUCACACACCAACAAAAAAUUGCAUUAAAUCGUUCACUUAUAUAUU